Messenger RNA from Mytilinidion resinicola, 2384 nucleotides. RefSeq lists its product as uncharacterized. Lineage: Eukaryota; Fungi; Ascomycota; Dothideomycetes; Mytilinidiales; Mytilinidiaceae. The coding region runs from base 1 to 2193 and encodes 730 amino acids. Gene Ontology annotation, biological process: positive regulation of transcription from RNA polymerase II promoter by galactose; DNA-templated transcription. Gene Ontology annotation, cellular component: nucleus. Gene Ontology annotation, molecular function: RNA polymerase II cis-regulatory region sequence-specific DNA binding; zinc ion binding; DNA-binding transcription factor activity, RNA polymerase II-specific. The record is from RefSeq and is a predicted model, not a curated record. The transcript is spliced from 4 exons.
AUGGAUGACAGCGAGAGUAUCAGUCCGACAAAUGGCCCCGAGAAACGCAAACACGACGACCUCACGCCUCAGCCGCGCGCAAAGCGCAAUCGAUACAUCUCAAUCGCAUGCAAUGAAUGCAAACGUAGGAAGAUUAAGUGCAAUGGCCAGAACCCAUGUCAGCGAUGCGGAAACCUCGCGCUCGAGUGCAUGUAUGCGCCGAACUGCUGCAAUAGCUUCAAGGAAUCCGAGGAAUUCAAGCAGAUGGAUGCCCAUAUAUCAUCGCUCCAAGAGCAAGUCGACCAGCUAUUCGCGAACAUCAGCUCCCUCCGAACCCAAGUCAGCACAUCCCCAAAUACUGAAGGCACACCAUUCACCGGGCACGACCAUGGCAGAUCUAUGUCUAUGUCACAGAACUCGGGCUAUAUAUCAUCUUCUGGUCACAAAAGAACCCACUCGCACGCUCGACACCCUCAAUUCCACGGUCCUACAAGUUCUCAGUUCAGUCUCGGGAUAGCCAAAUCGAGCUUACAGACAAUGGGGAUCUUCCCGCCAGGAGGGAUAGAUGAGGAAAUUGGAACGCAAGACCAAACGCCGGCAGCAUCUCCACCCCCAUUGGGGAGCUCUGGGCUACCAAGAGCUGUGCUGCAUGCUACGAAGGAUCCUAUCUGGUCACUAAGCAAAGAAGAAGCGACACGGCUUGUCAAUGUGUGGCAUGAGGAGAUGGGAAUGAUGUAUCCCUUCCUCGACCACGAGAAAAUAUCUGAAUACACCGGAAUGCUCUUUACUUUCAUCGAUGCGGCGAGUAGAGCAGGACUUAUGCAGAGUGGUAAACCUGGUGGGGAUGCCAUUAUGGACGAGCAGACUAGUGUGCUUAAGCUCAUACUAGCGAGUGCCCUGGUCCUCGAAGGAUAUGGUAAGAGCGAGCUCGGCCAGAAGUUGUUUCAGAAUGUCCAGACGGUGGUUGAAACGACCCUCCUGGCUCCGGUCACCUUGAGAGGAAUUCAUAUGCUCAUGCUUACAAGCAUGUAUCACUUCCAGUUGGAACGUUCGGAUGAGAGUCUUGCUUGGCGCGUCUGCGGACUCGCAGCACGACAGUGUUUAGAGCUAGGCCUUCAUCGCCGUGAAACGUACAACCUCAUCUUCCAUGAUGAAGAGGACCGACAGAGCGCCAUUCGAACGUUUUGGGCAGUUUACGUACUCGACAGGAGGUGGAGUUUCGGAACAGGGCUUGGACUAGCUUUGCAGGAUUCUGAUAUCGAUCCUCAAUUGCCUAAGCCGAACAACUCGACUCCAUACCUGACUCUGAUGGUUGCUUACAGCCACAUCGGGAGCAAAGUUUGGAAAUCUGUCGCAAAUUUUGAUGGCACGCAAAACAACAUCAGUAAAGAAGACAUAGGGUACCUUGACUACCAGAUCCUCCAAUGGCACCGCUCGGUACCGGACUCGUUGAAAUACGUACACCCAGAUUCAGGUCAGAAGGCUUCCCCGAGCACUCGUGGAGUGUCACGCCUACGGGUGGCUCUCUAUCUCAGGGCCAACCAGAUGCGGAUAGUCAUCUAUCGACCAGUCCUCCACACAGCUACUAGUAUCGUGGAGAACAUGGAUCACGCGCAGACUGUAGUCAGCAUUGCGAAAGAUACCAUUCGUAUACUGACCCACACGAACCAAACCUCAGAUAUCUACAAGACACAGCAGGUCAUGUUCAAUUACUUCCUUAUCUCUGCUCUUGCGGUUCUCUUCCUCGCGGUCUCCCAUGCACCGGCACAGUUCAGCAGCCAAUGCCGGGACGAGUUCUACAUGGCAUUAGACCUCGUCCGUGGCCUAUCGGCGGAUUCCCACGUCUCGCAGCGGCUGUGGAAGACGAUACGAGGCUUGAAAGAGAUCGUGCCGAAGCUUGGCUUGAAUCUGAGCAACAUAUCUGCCGACGACGCGCAUUCCACCGCCGCGGUUGCCAUGGCCGGUCUGGCAGGCCACCAGGUCGACGAAAUGGCCAUCUUCUCAAAUGGCCGGGAAGGCGGCCCCUUGCAGAAUGCCAGUCCAGCCGGCAUGGCGAAUGACCUGACGAAUCUCUUCGAAGCCGCGGGGUCCUAUCCGAAUAUGCUGGCAAACGGCUUCGGUAUGUCUGGGGCCGAUAUGGGGACAGGAGACUUAAUGCCGACGUUGUUUGGGCAUGAAGAUGAACUCUCAAAGAUUAUGAGGGACUUGUUUUGAUGGGUAUCGUGAUAUCUGUGGCGUAGGAAUAGCUCGUCGAGCUAGGUAUCUAGGUGUGGUUGAAUGGCUAGUAUGUGCCUUGGGCGUUGGGAUUGACCACGGAUCAGAACUUAGGGGAUAGCUUCUAGGGGCGACAAAUAGAGACACGGGCAUUCCUUGGUAGAGAAAAAUAUGGUUCGACUUCUAGCCCA